Mercenaria mercenaria is the source of this 1216-nucleotide messenger RNA. RefSeq names its product soma ferritin-like. Lineage: Eukaryota; Metazoa; Mollusca; Bivalvia; Venerida; Veneridae. Gene Ontology annotation, biological process: iron ion transport; intracellular iron ion homeostasis. Gene Ontology annotation, molecular function: ferrous iron binding; ferric iron binding. The record is from RefSeq and is a predicted model, not a curated record. The transcript has 3 exons. Bases 82 to 468 code for a protein of 128 amino acids. Gene Ontology annotation, cellular component: cytoplasm.
UCCAGUAUACUGCGCGUGCUUAACAAAGAGAUAGGAUCAAAUUUUGUGCCUCAGUGAACGCAGGGACAAAUUAAACGAAAAAUGGCUGAAUCAAGACCUCGCCAAAACUAUCAUCAGGACUGUGAAGCUGGAAUUAACAAACAGAUUAACAUGGAAUUACACGCUAGUUAUGCCUAUCAAUCUAUGGCAUUUUACUUUGACCGAGAUGAUGUGGCUUUGCCUGGAUUCUCCAAAUUCUUCAGUCAUUCCUCCUCCGAGGAGAGAGAGCACGCCGAGAAGUUAAUGAAGUAUCAGAAUAAAAGAGGUGGACGUGUUGUUCUCCAGAAUAUCCAAAAGCCGGACCGUGAUGAGUGGGGAUCUGGUCUAGAUGCGAUGAAAGCAGCGUUACAGCUAGAAAAGACUGUGAACCAGGCUCUUCUUGACCUUCACAAGAUCGCCAGUAACCACGAAGAUCCACAGGUUGGUUAAAUGUUCGAUUGCAAUUAAGGAAUGUGCAUAGUAUUUUUUCGUGUAUAACAGUACCGACAAACUGUCAAUAUAAUUAUGUACGAUUUAUAUAUCUGUAACAGGUAUGUGAAAUUUUGAUUGAGAUACAAAAAGUUGUAAUUGUUUACUGUAAUGAUCAAAUAAAAUCAUAAAAUAGCUCUUUUCUACAGGCACAUAAUCCAAGGGCUUCUUCUUUUAAAACAUCACUGAUUUGUCUCCCGUUUGAUAGGAAAAAUUGGGUAUCUUAAAACUUCUAGCGUAUAUUAUAAACACGCAAUAAUAAAUAAGUCGUUAUUACUGCAUUCACGCCUUUGUAGACUAGCCACUAGACUGAUAAUAACUAUAUUUCUAUAUUUUUCCCUUUUAUGACGAAUUCAAUUUCAUAGAGACAAAAGCCAGUCUAUUUUAGAGAUUUUUGCACAGGACUGAUGUUGAAAUUAUCAUUGGACAUAGGAUAUAGACUGGCUCAGUUCACUACAUUCAAUCAUAAAAAUGUAAAAAGAUAUAUAUCAUAGUCUAGGAGCUAGUCUAACGCCUUUGAUACUGAACAUUAUGAAGCUGCCACACAUUCUCAUAUAGUUUACAAUAAAAACUAUUCAAUGCCGUACGGUAAAGACGAGAUCAAAUGCCAUUCUUUCAUUAGACCACUUCAUCAUUAGAUGUUCAUUCAAAAGUAGUUUAUUGGUAAAAUAUAUAAACUGUGUAUGUAGAGCAGCUGUAGCAAUGAAAA